GUUCGACCAUCGACACCAUCGAUCACCGAGCCUAACCACUUUGUCUUGUCUGUCGAGUCGCUCAGCACUCCCACCCAACACUCGACUUGAUUCUUUUAUCCGGGGUCCCCCUACCCAAAGUCCAAGCUAGUAUCAGCACGCGACCAGACAGACAGCCCGGAAACUGUCUCCCUCCCUUACCAUCCCCGAGCCGGCGUUUCGGAACAAACAGAAACAACACCACACCCAUAGCAUGUUGACUGGAUAUUUUACAAGACAACAGUAUUUCUAGAUCGACAUCCCACAGCAAUGUCGACCACCACCACUGCCUCGGGCACUAAGAGGGCUCCUCUCUCCGACAACCCCAAUGCCGCCAACUCGCCGCUGCGUGGGUCCUCGGCUACCGCCUUGGCACUACAGGGCUCUAAAAAGGCCGCCGUCCGCUCCCAUGCCGAUCAGCUUAGAGAGGAGCCAUACGGUCAACCACCGCCGGCCAAGAGACAGAUGAUUGAACAUGGCGGUCAACGCGCCGCCGCCUCGCCGACGAGCUCCCGGUCCAAUGUGUCCAAUAUCACGCGCAAGGCCUCGACGAUAUCCCGGCCCAUUGAUCGGGAACGGCCUGAAAGGGCUUCUUCUAGAUCAGGCACCACCGCGGCUACCAGCACCACCCGUGCCGAGAGGUUGUAUGCCGCCUCCACCACCACCACCACCACCACCACCACCACUACCACCUCCACCACGACGACCGACCGCAUCACCGCAAAGGAACUUGAAGACCUCAGUAUAUGGCAAGCCUCUAUGAGAUCUCGCUUUCACAAGAUGGUCUUUUACUUUGAGAGCAUUCCCGACGAGCAACGUCACAAGCUCGCCAAACAAGUCGCUCAAUUGGGCGCUCGCGAGGAAAAGUUCUUUUCCAUCGAAAUCACCCAUGUCGUCACCACCCGUCCUAUUCCCCCUGUAAAGCCAGUCCAGGACGAGAACCAGCCCGUUACCAACACGCAGUCGACAAGUGAACAGCCAAAGACAAUCGAUCCCUCUCUCCUGAACCGCAAUGGCGACUCGGUCCGACGCAAACUCAUUUUCGACAAGCCCUCACUCCGGAAAUCCUCUGUGCAGCCCCAGGAAGAGACGAUGCCGAAGCCGAAAGCACGCAGCACUGACAUCCUGCACCGUGCGCGGGACAUGGGCAAGAAGAUCUGGUCGCUUGACAAACUCCAGAGGAUUCUCGGCAUGGUCCUUGAAACGGACUUGUACAAGGCUGCAUUGUUGGGCCGAGGCCACACACCAGCAGCCGCUGACAGGGCCAAGGCUCGCCAGCAGACUGCCAAUGUACUCCAAAUGCUCCAGAAUGAGCGUGUUCAUGGCCCCUCCGAUCGUGAUCCCACCGUUGUGACCAAGGACAUCCACUACUUCAAGGGCCCCUACAUUUAUGUGUACGACAUUGAGGAGAAGACGAGGCCGAUCAUGGUGAGGGAGUACCACAGAGUUGCCGACAAGAAGGACGGCGAAUGGCCUCAGUUCCGUGUAGCAUCUCAAGGCCGUUGCCCAUUCGUUGAGGAUUAUGAUCCCCCUGAAAGGACGAGGCGGGAAAAGACCCAGGCCAAGGAGAAAGUUGUCAAAGCUGCAGAUGCCGCCGCCGCCGCUACCGAGAAGGCUACCAAGACCCUCCAGCCCCCCGAGGUACCAUCACCCAAGCCGGUUACGGGAAAGCGUACUCUUAAGGAGAUGGAAGCACCCAACGACCGUGCAACCGAAGUAGUUGACGAUGCCCCCGAAACCGUCGAGUCAGCCAAGGAGUCCACUCCUUCAGUCGAUUUCCGUUCGCAGAAUGCCUUUAUGAGCCAUACCACCAAAGUCGGCCGUUUGGUAGCCGGAGAGCCCGUCGCUUCUGGCAUCCAGGCCAACAAGCUCACCUCCGCCAUUCGCUCUCAGAUGGUGUCGUCCACCACCGGUGUCCUUGGCGCCAAGGCCGGUAUCAGCAAGGAAGUUUUGGGUCUUCAGCGCAAGGUUCUUCAGAAGGCUGGUGGUCCUUCCCUUUCGCAAGACUCUGGUGUUCGUCGCUUGGCCGAGAUUGGUGUGGAUGCCGCCCAGUGCACUCGUGCCGCCAGCUUGGGUAAUCCAGCCAAACCCCCGAUGCCUGGUAUCUGGGAGGAUGAUGAAGCUCGGAAGCAGGAGCAGGCCAAGAAGGAGAGAAAAUUGCGCAGGACCGCGAGCACACCCGUUCCCCCGACAAAGCCGAAGCCGCGCGAUCCCAAGCCGGGUUACUGCGAAAACUGUCAAGAUAAGUUCGAGGACUUUGAUGCGCAUAUUGUAUCCCGCAAGCAUCGCCGCUUCGCCGAGAACGACGACAACUGGGCCCAGCUCGACGCUCUCCUUGGCAAGCUCUCGCGCGCUCCCCGCGAGCCGCGUUAUCGGUCCGUGGGUGAUGAGAGGUGGCAGUAAACUACUGCCAUGUUGCCGCACAUGAGACCUACCCUUGGCUCCUGACGACUAGCUGUACUUGCUUUCCCUUCUUGUUUUCUUCAUCUUCCCUUUUGACCUGUUUCUCUUUAGUCAGUCGGGAAUCAUGUGGCGGUGUCAUGUGUCGUUCAAUGUUGGAGAGGUUUCCUUUUCUUUGCCCUUUUUUCUUCAAUUGUCCCAACGCACAAGUUCGUUAC
Neurospora hispaniola is the source of this 2636-nucleotide messenger RNA. RefSeq names its product Dfp1/Him1, central region-domain-containing protein. The transcript has 3 exons. Gene Ontology annotation, biological process: positive regulation of nuclear cell cycle DNA replication; regulation of cell cycle phase transition. Lineage: Eukaryota; Fungi; Ascomycota; Sordariomycetes; Sordariales; Sordariaceae. The record is from RefSeq and is a predicted model, not a curated record. The coding region runs from base 289 to 2421 and encodes 710 amino acids. Gene Ontology annotation, molecular function: zinc ion binding; nucleic acid binding; protein serine/threonine kinase activator activity. Gene Ontology annotation, cellular component: Dbf4-dependent protein kinase complex.